ACCACAUGGUAUCCUGAUUCACAAUCUACCAACAGUGAAGAGCACGAGACGACAUCCACUACAUUCGAACCAGAAGCGGCAUCUACGGACCAUCAUCAACACGAAUCGUCUACCACAUGGCAUACUGAUUCACAAUCUACCAACAGUGAAGAGCACGAGACGACAUCCACCACAUUCGAACCGGAAACGGCAUCCACGGACCAUCAUCAACACGAAUCGUCUACCACAUGGCAUCCUGAUUCACAAUCUACCAACAGUGAAGAAUACGAGGCGUCCCCAACCGCAUUCGAACCGGAAACGUCAUCCACGGACUAUCAGCAAUACGAAUCGUCUACCACAUGGCAUCCUGAAUCACAAUCUACCUACACCGUAAAUCACGAAACUAGAUCUUCCUCAUUCCACCCAGAAAUGGAAUCGACGGACGUUCACCCACAGGACUCAUCUACCUCUUCCUAUCGUGAAGCACAAUCUACCCACGGUGUGGAGUACGUCACGACAACCACCUUUUUGGAGGCAGAAGCAGGAUCGACAAACGAUUAUCCGCACGAAUCAAAUAAGGUUUCCCAGGAUGCGAACCUAUACACCACCGAAUUUUCGGUUAACGCCACUGAUGAUAUCACGGGAUUGGAAAAUGAAACAACGGAAUAG
Echinostoma caproni is the source of this 648-nucleotide messenger RNA. The record is from the annotation of a GenBank genome assembly. Lineage: Eukaryota; Metazoa; Platyhelminthes; Trematoda; Plagiorchiida; Echinostomatidae.